Molecule: messenger RNA, 966 nt
Organism: Symbiodinium pilosum
Lineage: Eukaryota; Dinophyceae; Suessiales; Symbiodiniaceae
Source: the annotation of a GenBank genome assembly
AUGCGCCAUACGAUCUUUGCGGUGCUAGAUUUUUGUGGUGCCUUGGCGACUGUGGCCCAGGUCAGGAAACUCCUGAAGUGCAGCUUGUGUCAAGGUGGACAUGGCAUGACACUGAUCCUGGUGUUGCCCUGCGAUGGCUUGGUGUGCCAGGUGGCAGCACCGUGUGGCGCUGGGGACAUGACUCUGGCCGCGGUCAACUGCGAACGCUGCUGCUGGCGUGCUGGACUCUUGGAGAUGCAUGUGUCGACUCCGCUAAUGCUGGCUGUCCUGAACCUUUUCACAGUCCUUGGAUGGGACAGGAUCGGGAUGCCUGGACCGCAGACAGUUCUGGCAGCCGGCCUUUUCUUCAUGGUCUUAUGUUUUUGGCAGCCAACAAUAAAGGUUUGGCCACAGCCAUCAGCCCUACGACGAUUAAGGACGCCGGAGCACUGGUCAGUGCGCUUUGCUUUGUUUGGGUACUUUGCAACACUGGUCUUCAUCGGCUCGAACUUCUCCCCAGAGAAACAGGUCUCUACUGGGGUGCACCAGGAGUUUGGGCCUUGUGAUGCAACGGAUAUCGACUUGCUUGGCCUGCAGAGAAAGAGAUACAUAUGUCGUGACCGUUUCCCUCACGAAUAUUUUCGACUGGAGUGCGAGGGCAACUCUUUGAACGAUAUUGCGAGAUGGACUCGCCUGACCCCUGAGCAGUCUAUGAAAGGUGGUGUGGCUUCGUGGUACACCAUAUGUGGGCAAGAUCAUCCUCACUUCCAGAGUUGGAUGGCGGGUUUGGUUGCCUUGUGUGUUGCAGGGGCUUUCCUGUUUUAUUGGGCUAUGACGCUCCGGGAAGAGAGUGAGGAGCACAAGGAGGCUGCCAUUCCACAGACCACACAAACAUCGUUUCCUCAAGGAGCAAAGGCUUCAACCGAUGAGGACUUGCGAAGGCGACAGCCUCGCACUGCGACACCUUCCAGCAGAGGACGCGUGUGA